Messenger RNA from Metopolophium dirhodum (rose-grain aphid), 4196 nucleotides. RefSeq lists its product as uncharacterized. Lineage: Eukaryota; Metazoa; Arthropoda; Insecta; Hemiptera; Aphididae. The coding region runs from base 6 to 1658 and encodes 550 amino acids. The transcript has a single exon. The record is from RefSeq and is a predicted model, not a curated record.
UCAGGAUGCCGGACACGGUUCGCCAAGUGCCUAUUUCCGACGACCGCUACCGGUACAGCGGGGCAGGUACAGACAGCUACCCAUCCUCGCCGGCCGUCUCGCCGUCCCACAGCUUCAAACGCUCAAAGUCGACGUUCUACCUGCUGGACAGGCGCACGUCCCCGCCACCGGGCCGCCUGCUACAGCCGCAGAACGUGACAGCAGGUACGAUCCACGGGUGUGCGACGUUCUUCUGGACUGUGGCCAACGCGCUGUUCGGCCUGCCGUGGGUGAACGUGCUGUUGGUGCGCCUGCCGUCCCUGUGCCUGUGCCUGUGGUUGCGGUGCGUCUGGAAGUGCGCACGGGUGCCACUGGUGGUGUCUAAGCACGUCUUGCGGCUGUGCAUCGCGAGCUCGAGUAGGCUCGACAGGGGCCGAUUCACCGUGCUGAUAAACGGCGGAAGCACCGUGCAGGCGUUGCACCUAGCGAGGAACUUUCACCAGACAGGCGCCCGGGUGAUCGUGUGCGAGAUAGACGGUCGGGCGGAGCUGUGCUCGUUAUCGGUAGCAGUCGACGGCCACUACACCGUGCCCGGGCCGAACGAGGACAACUGCGUACUGUACGUGGACGCUUUGAGGGCGAUCGUCGAGAGGGAACGGGUGGACGUGUACGUGUCCACCGGCGUCACCGUGUCGGCGUACUACGACGCGGUGGCCAAGCCGCACCUGGAGCUGCUUGGGUGCCGGUGCUGGACGCCCGGGUUGGACGGCGUUGCGGUGCUCAACGACCUCUCCGAGGUGUUCCGCAUAUGUGAGGCGGUCGGCCUGCCGGUGCCCAAGCACCUACUCGUGUGCUCCAAAGACGACGUCAUCAAGCUUUACGACAACGUGUCGUUCCGGGCCGACCGGCACUUCAUCGUCAACGUGGGCCAGUCCGGCUGCAAGUCAGCGCACAGCCUGCAGCUGCCGGCCACCAGGAGGUCGCUGAGGCUACCCGGCCUCGUGUCCGACGACUGUCCGUGGCUGCUUGUCCAGCACUGUCUCGGGUCGUACUACACGACGUGCACCACGGUGCAGGCCGGUCGGGUGGUGGGCAACGUGACGUUCACCGCGCACGACGGUCGAGCCAGAGACCACAACGAACUGAUUGACGACUGGACCGCACGGUUCGUGUCCGCGGUCCCGGUGCAGUUCGACGGCUACCUGUCGUUCAGGGUGUGCGUGUCGCCGUCACGGAAGGUCGUGCCACUGGGUUGUCGCGUUGGUGUGCCCAUCAUGUACGCGUCGUACCGCAGCAAUUUCGAACACGUCGUCAUGCAGUGCCACCCGCCACAGCGUGGACACCGUUCCAACGGUGCUGCGGGGGCCGGUUCACAUGCGGAUGCGGCCGCCAACGGCGCACCACCGCAGUCCACCGAGCUCGUCGUCGAAACGACGAACCGGUAUUACGCGACGACGCUUCUCUACGAGACGGUCACCCGGAUGAUGACCGUCCAGUCGGUCAAGCAUCUCGUGCGCACGGUGGUCACGGAGCGAGAAAUGGUAUUUACGUAUUGGGACCCUCUGCCGUUUUUCGCCCACUACAGUCUGCAGAUGAUUGUGGACCGCAUAAACACCGCUCUGGACGAGGCGGCGAUACUGUCGUCGUCGACCCAGAAAAACAGAUACACCACGUUUUAAUGUGCGGCGGCAGAUACUGUAUAGUAUAAUAUAAUAUACACGCGUACAAAAUUUUUUAUUUAUUUUUCACUUAAGUUUUGUAUGGUAGCAGUCCAAUGACGUGAUGUACCGAAAAAAUAUUAUUAUAUUGUGGUUCGAUCUACAAUAGGUGUAUAAUAGUAUAUAAUAUAAUGAUCUACAUGACUAGAUAUACUUAGGCUCGUAUGAUAAAUUCACUGUUAAAGUCACCUCAUUGUCUACAUCAUAGGUGCAUAAUAUCCAUUACAAUUUCUGGGGAGGCUAACAUUAAUGUGAAUGGGGGAGGGGGGGGAGGGAGGGGCUAUAUAUUAUUAUUAUAGAAUUCACAAUGAAGCCAAACACAUUUAGGUAAUCCAUUGAAAAAAUAAUGGGUAGAUAAAAUAUAGUAGGUAGUACUUCCUACUCGAGACACUGCAGAAACACGAAUUAUCCAAUUAGUAAUUCUGUUAUUACUUAUUAUACUUAUUAGUUAUUAUUAACCAGUUGAUGUCUGUCAUUUGAUUUACCUUAUACUUUAUGACCUUUAAAAUAUUGUGUAUAAUUUAUAAUUCAAUGACACUAUAAAAACCAUUUAUGAAAAGAUAAUUUUUUUUUUGUAGAUCACAUAUUGGACUGUUACUUGACAUACCUAUAUUUAAUCACACAAAUCUAUCUAUGUACAAUAAUAAAAUAUAAUUUAUAGUUAUAUUAAAAUGUGAUAUGAUAUUAAUAUAACGGAGGCGAUGUGUAGGUAUAUAUAAUAAGAUUUUUUUAUGUAAGAUUAUAAAUUAUAAUAUCAUCUUAUUUCGUAGAAUUGAAAUUUCGUGGAAAUGAAAACACGUAAUACGCCAACUUGUUUUUUUUUGUAAUAUACUCCAGUAGUUAGUUGCCAGGAACGAAAAACGUAUUAUUAGUAUAUUACCUAUAAGGAACUGUGUUAUGGGGUAAAUCAUGAAUAUAUAGUAUAUACAUAUCUGGUGAGGUACCUGUAUAAUAUAAUGUAUAAAAAAGAUUUGGUGCAAGGAAGUACCUGUUACGGAAUAAAUCCAGUGAAGCGAAUUAUACUACACGGUCGUUAUGAUGAUAUGGGUCAUAGAAAACGAAAUGCAUAGUCACUUCAACACGUAAUAUAGUUUACAAUUCGGAUUUCUAAAAAUGUAAAUAGGUGUACUGUAUACAGGAAUUUGGCAACAUAAAACAAAACAAAAAUGAUUUAUCAAAAAUACAAGGCCAAUUUAUGUAAUAUGUAUAGUUUAGUAGUACCUAUACAUAGGUAGGUAGUAGGUAAUAACUAAUAAGUAACCAAGUAGGUAAAAUAAUAAAUAUAUUAGAUUGUAUAAACCCAAAAAGGUACUUAUUACUAAUAUUUAAUAAUCAUGUUAUAAUUUAAAAAUAUAAUAACUAAUAAUUCAUUUUAUAACCAAAUUGUAUAUAGGUAAUAACCUAAUUUACUUUUGAAUUUUCCAAUUGCUUAAAACUUCUUUCAAAACAUAUAAUUUCAGUUAUUCAAAAGUUAUUUAACAACAAAUGUAUAAGAUUAAUUUUGUGUAUACAUUAUGGCACAUGCAUUUUUAAUGUACCUACACUCAAUUAUGUAAACAAAAACAAAUAACAAUUGUCAUAGUAACCGACUAGUUUAUUGAUUUAAAAACUAAUCAAACAUUAGCCUGACAAGAACUCUUUUUCUGUGAGAUAAUAGCUAAUAGGAAUAUUAUACACAAUUAGACAAACUAUAUUUCAAUAUAAUAUAUUUAUCUUAUCUUAUUUAAACAAUUUAAUGUACAUAAAAUCACAGAACAAAAUUCUGUGAUAAAAUGUCGAUGUUUUAUAAAUAUAGAUAAUAUAAAUACUUACAUAAUAAUAAUUGUAUUGGGUACAUUUUUAGCUAUUAGAUAAUACUACUGCUGAGUGAUUUUUAAAAUUGCCCAUUACUUAAUUGUAUUGUUAUAAUAUAAUUAUUAAAAUUAGAAAUUACUUAAUGUACAAAACUUACAUAGAAAUUAUUAUUGUAUCUAAUAUAAAUAACAAUAAAUAAUAAUAAUUAAAAUAAUAAAAAAAUGAGAAUUUAUUGGAUUUUAAGAACUAGGUAAGAACCUAUACUUGGCACUUGCACAGUUAAUUAUAUUAAUAAUUAAUUGAGCUCAUGCUUUAUAACUAGCAAAUUUAUACAAAUUAUUUAAAUUUGAAACAACAUACAAAAAUACGUCUUAUAUAUAGAUAAAUCUUAAUCAACGGUUUAUUCUAUGCGAGGAGUAACCCCUGUUAAAUGUAAAUCUAAUAAUAAAAUGUAUUAAGGCGCCCGGUGCUGAUGCCAUUUUGUCCUCAAAAAUACACUCUGCGGGAAUAACGAUACCGCCUUGUAGAAUCAACCAAAUUUCAUAAUUUUUGUUUUGAUUGCUAGUGAGCAAUAUUCUACAGCCCCCAUUGAUCUCUGUUUUUUAAUAUUUUAUUCUCAAACUUUAGAAUAUGUCUAAAAAAAUACAAGAUAAAAAGCAUUUUUUACAAUUUUUUUAAAACAACUAUUUGAAAUAACAUACAAAA